Messenger RNA from Megalops cyprinoides (Indo-Pacific tarpon), 1905 nucleotides. It is a transcript of the gene tpte, whose product is annotated as transmembrane phosphatase with tensin homology. The coding region runs from base 278 to 1819 and encodes 513 amino acids. The record is from RefSeq and is a predicted model, not a curated record. The transcript is spliced from 19 exons. Gene Ontology annotation, cellular component: cytosol; membrane. Gene Ontology annotation, molecular function: monoatomic ion channel activity; phosphatidylinositol-3,4,5-trisphosphate 3-phosphatase activity. Gene Ontology annotation, biological process: dephosphorylation; monoatomic ion transport; transmembrane transport. NCBI's taxonomy places the organism in Eukaryota, Metazoa, Chordata, Actinopteri, Elopiformes, Megalopidae.
GGACAGAAGGAAAAAAUACCUCUCUCAACCUUUGAACCGUAUCCCUCCGUUGUUUCAAAAGGAGUCACAAGACAAAGUCGAUUUAACUUGCAGCGAUAGCGCAAACGGGGCAGUGUGUAGCUUAUCCCUUUUACAAUGAACAGGCGAUAACUGAAUUAGCCACGUUUUGUGAUUUCUGAGAAAAACAAAAACAAACAAGGAACGAGAAAAGAACCAGGCACAACGAACUACUCCCCACCCCUUACCGAGAUUGAACAAAGGGAACAACACUAUAGAAAUGUCAUCUGUGCGAUUCAGCCCAGGACCAGAUUCCAAACAGGCGAAUGGCUUUGAUGCCAAUGGGAAGGAAGACACCGACAUUCAGAUUGAUGAUGGCAAGGAGGAGAGUGUUGAACCAGACACCAUGUACCAUCGAAUCCGAAAGAAAAUCGCCCCAUUCGUGAUGUCAUUUGGGUUUCGGAUGUUUGGUGUGGUGCUAAUCGUGGCUGACAUCAUCCUGGUGAUCGCUGACCUGGCCACCCCGGUCCGCAGCCGCGAGGUUGGGGAUGCGCUGGAGGCGGUGUCCUUGGCCAUUUCGCUUUUCUUCCUGGCGGAUGUGCUCCUCAGGAUCUACGUUGAGGGAUUCAAGGUGUACUUCAGCUCUAAACUGAACAUCCUCGACGCCUGCAUUGUGGUCAUCACCCUGGUUGUCACUAUGAUCUACACUUUCACUGACCUUACUGGGGCCAGCCUCAUUCCCAGGAUGGUGUCCUUCCUGAGGGCCCUGAGGAUUCUCAUCCUGGUGCGCAUCUUUAGACUGGCUGCUCAGAAGAAGGAGCUGGAGAAGGUCACCAGGAGAAUGGUCUCAGAAAACAAGAGACGGUACCAGAAGGAUGGAUUUGAUCUGGACCUGACCUAUGUCACAGACCGAAUCAUUGCCAUGUCAUUUCCAUCGUCUGGGAAACAGUCAUUCUAUAGGAACCCAAUCAGAGAGGUGGCAAGGUUUCUGGACACUAAACACGAGGAUCACUAUAAAGUGUACAACCUCUGCAGCGAGAAAGGCUACGACCCAAAGUUCUUCCACUACAGGGUGGAGAGGGUGUUCAUUGAUGACCACAAUGUGCCUGCACUAGAAGACAUGCUGAAGUACACAGCUGAUGUGAGGGCGUGGAUGGCAGCUGACCCCAGGAACAUCAUCGCCAUACACUGCAAAGGAGGGAAAGGACGCACUGGGACCAUGGUGUGCACCUGGCUGAUUGACAGCGACCAGUUUGAGAGUGCACAGGACAGUUUAGAUUACUUUGGGGAGAGGAGGACAGACAAGAGCAUGAGUUCCAAGUUCCAGGGAGUGGAGACGCCCUCACAGAGCAGGUAUGUGGGAUACUAUGAGGCCAUGAAGAACCAAUACAACAGACAGCUACCCCCAGAGAAGAGACUUAAAAUAAGAAGCAUCCGAAUCCAUUCCAUACUGGGUGUGGGGAAGGGCGAUGGCAGUGACCUGAAGGUGAAGAUCAUCAUGAAGAAGGAGACAGUGUUUCAAUGUGUGUGUGCCAAGCGGGAGAACUGCAUGCUUUUCCCAGAUGCCGGCAAUAAUGAAGUGGUGAUCAGUUUACAGGAGGGACCCGUCGUCAGUGGAGAUGUAAAGGUCAUGUUUGAGUCCAGUGCUGGUCUUCCAAAGGGAUAUGAAGACUGCCCAUUCUACUUCUGGUUUAACACCUCAUUUAUAGAAAAUAACAGGCUUUACCUGUCGAGGGAGGAGCUGGAUAACCCUCACAAGCCCAAGACCUGGGACAUCUACAAGGAAGACUUUGGCAUAACUCUUUCCUUCUGUAACCCAUAACACUCGCAUAGUAAAGCUAAGGGGUCCUGGACUCCUGUGGUCCUGAUGUCUGGGUGCUUCAGAAAUCAGAAUUUCUUUCAUUCUGG